Molecule: messenger RNA, 282 nt
Organism: Paramecium pentaurelia
Lineage: Eukaryota; Ciliophora; Oligohymenophorea; Peniculida; Parameciidae
Source: the annotation of a GenBank genome assembly
AUGAAAACUAUCGAUAUAUAUUUAUAACGCAAGGAUAAAUUGAAUGUUGUUUCUGAUUCUGAUGAAUGGCAAGAAUAAUACAUUUUUUUUAAAGACAAAUAAGACAGUUAGAUAUUCUAUAUAGAUAGAUUAUGUGUAAUUUAUUUCUAAAAUAACGUAUCUCCAAAAAAAGAGAAUUACUAUUGCAAUUGCAAGGAAGAGGAAACGGAGCUGAUCGGUUGGUAGAUAAAUUGAUAAAUAUCUUCUAGUGUAAUUCUCAAAUUGUAGAAAUAGAAUAAUUGA